Topomyia yanbarensis is the source of this 2073-nucleotide messenger RNA. It is a transcript of the gene Ipk2, whose product is annotated as inositol polyphosphate multikinase. The record is from RefSeq and is a predicted model, not a curated record. The transcript has 5 exons. Lineage: Eukaryota; Metazoa; Arthropoda; Insecta; Diptera; Culicidae. Gene Ontology annotation, cellular component: cytoplasm; nucleus. Gene Ontology annotation, molecular function: inositol-1,4,5-trisphosphate 3-kinase activity; inositol tetrakisphosphate kinase activity. Bases 268 to 1539 code for a protein of 423 amino acids. Gene Ontology annotation, biological process: inositol phosphate biosynthetic process.
GCUGCGCUUCUGAAAUAUUGCAUGUCUGUUGUGAUUAUUUUUGUUGUUGUUUUGUGAUUGCUGUCAAAUUCAGAUAUAGUGAUAUCCGUGAUAUCAGUAAAGCAUUUUUGUUUAAUGUGUAGUUUUUACUAGGCCGGAUUGAUUUUUUGAUAUUUUGAGUAAGUGCUCGCGUUUUUUUGUAGUCACGUUUAACAUAGUAAAGAAAUAACGCAGUGCACCGUGUCAAUCUUGGAUUUUUAGAUCAACACUCAACGAUGGCUUUCAUUCAUGAGUCACGUUCACCGUCAUCUUAAACUUCCACCUUAUCAGAAGAAGAAAAAUCAUGCAAAUGGUCUCAGUGGAAGUUCCCAGUCCAUACGAGCACUAGCGAUGUCGUCCAGCCAGGAAUACCCGGAUAUGCCCGAUUGGGUGCAGCCGUUGGAAAGCCAAGUAGCUGGUCAUACGUUUCAACAGAAAACGGAUAGUAUAGGUUUGUUAAAAACUGUCAACGAAAAUGAGAUUCUCAAACCAGCCGGAAAGGUACUAUGUGGAGCUCGUGAAAUCAAAUUUUACGAACAGAUUCAAUCUGCUAGUACGGAAACGGAUUUGGUGAUGUUGAAGGGAAUCAUUCCACAGUAUCUAGGGCACACAAAAAUACCAGUAGAUGGAAAACUCGUCCAGUUUAUCAAACUUUCGGAUUUGACCCAUGGUAUGUUGGAACCGUGCGUAAUGGACGUUAAGAUCGGUUGUCGCACUUGGGAUCCUUUGGCUACACCAGAAAAGCGAAAAGCGGAAGAAUCCAAGUAUCAAGCUUGCAAGCAGAAUUUGGGCCUGUGCAUUCCUGGUUUUCAAGUUUACUCUAUCGCAAACGGCCGACGAAUGCGAUAUGGCAGGGACUAUGGCAAAAAGUUGACUGAAGUUACUGUGAGAGACGCAUUCCGUAAAUUCCUGAACGCUGACAGUGGUCUUUGUCGACAACUAUUGAUGCAGUUCCUAUCCGAUCUGUGGACAAUCCAGAAAUGGGCCCGAACACAAACCACGUUUCGACUAUACUCCAGCUCCGUCCUGCUAGUGUAUGAUGCGCGUCGUCUGAAACCAAUACUUCAGUAUCAACCCAAAAGUCUGAUUAGUUAUAGUUCUGUACCCACCAGCAACAGUGUAGGUCCUGGUAGUCCCACAGUCAUCACUGAUGGAUCGAAUAGCCCAAUCGCUGGUUCCAGCUCACCGGUACAGCUUUCGCCUACCGGUGGAGAUACGGGUAUCGAUCCACUGCAACAUUACUUCAAAAUUCAAAGAAGUCAUUCAGCUAUCCAUAAUUAUGAAGAGGAAAUGAAGACAAUGCGUGAAAAUUACGUUUUUAUGAGAGAUAAUCUAGUCGGAUCGUACAACAACAAAGUAUGGGCAAGCGCUCGCAUGAUUGAUUUUGCACAUGCCUUCAUGGCUGAGGAUAGUACCAUCGAUAGCAACUAUCUACAGGGAAUUGAGAGUUUGGUGAAAAUUUUCGAAGGUUUCCUGAAAGAAUGUGAAUCAGAGAAUGUACCCAAACCAGGCGUGCCAUAAAGGGAGAGCCGAUGACAAUAUAAAACGUCCACAUUUGUGUCGUGAUCAUAAAUCUUAAAUUUCGAUCUACCCAAGUGUUCGCGGAUGAGGCUAGUAACUAUCUACGGGAUACUGAAGAGUUGGUGAGAAGAUUUGAGUGUUUCAUGAAGUGAUAUAAAUUUAGCUAUUAAUAACCGUACAGGUCAAAAAAUUGCAUUUGUAUAAAAAUUGUAAAUCAUAAAAUUUUGUUUCGAUUAUACUUUCCUACUUAGUUUACUCAUUCAGAAUUGUUACGAGAUACUCAUGAGAAAGAUUUACCAUUAACAUAUGUGACAGUGUUGACCCAUACAUUACAUAGCUUAUAUUUUUUACCAAAUGUUUCACUUUUUGUGUGGUGUGACUCUUCCUGGCUUUCUUUACAAAACUCGGAAGGAUAUUGGUUGAGCAAAUCGUGGUUACAAACAAAGAUGUUGCUACAAAUUACGCUUUUAAAUUAGGUUUAGGUGCUAGUUUCCGAAUAUACCUACAAUAUUAAUAAAAUGUUUGAUAAGUUUA